Molecule: messenger RNA, 2074 nt
Organism: Suillus clintonianus
Lineage: Eukaryota; Fungi; Basidiomycota; Agaricomycetes; Boletales; Suillaceae
Product: glyoxylate dehydrogenase
Exons: 13
Coding region: 359-1855 (498 amino acids)
Molecular function (GO): heme binding; oxidoreductase activity
Source: RefSeq, a predicted model, not a curated record
GCCCAUGUCCGAUAGGUCCUAUUUGCGAAAUACAAAGAACAACCGCAGUCGUGUGCCUAGUGAUGCUCAGCGUGUGUAUUCACGAUGUGCUGUCGUACUUUCGCCCAAAGUCCGUAUUCGUGCCCUAUCCUCCUUCCACUCUCCGGUCUAUCCCCGACCGGAAUACUCAGUGUUCGAUCCACUCGUAUGCCCAUGAUCCCCAUACAUAGCGGAAGCCACUCUGCCCCUAAUGGUAUCCUCUACGACGUAAAUCAUCCAUGCGGUCUCCGCACACUCCGCUUAGCAGCGCUCAAAAAGUGGAUAAGAUGUAGUCUAGCGAAACUUCAAAUUACCCCCAUUAAAAUCUAGCGUCCCCGAGAUGUCUCUAAUUUCUGCUCACACCGUCGCCGAGCACGCAACUCCUUCAAGUUGCUGGAUCAUCGUCCACGGCAAAGUGUAUGAUGUUACGGAGUUUUUGCCUGAACAUCCUGGUGGCAGCAAGAUUAUCCUGAAGUAUGCUGGUGUCGACGCAACUGAAGCAUACGACCCUAUCCACCCGCCAGACGCCAUUACGACUCACCUGCCCAAGGAAAAGCACCUUGGCGCCGUCGACCCGAACACCGUGAUCAAGGUUGUUAAAGAAGUUACUGCGGAGGAUAAGAUUCGCCAAGAGUUAAUGUUGGCUCGCCCCCCUUUGGAUGAAAUAGUUAAUCUCCAUGAUUUCGAGGCUGUCGCAAAAGCUAUCCUACCCCCCAAAGCAUGGGCCUACUACUCUUCAGCGUCUGAUGAUGAGAUCACCAUCCGAGAGAAUCGCGCCGCAUACCAAAGGAUAUGGUUCCGUCCUCGUGUUCUUCGUGACGUCUCCGUUGUCGAUUGGUCGACGACCAUCCUCGGUCGGAGAUCCUCGCUUCCGGUAUACAUUUCCGCCACAGCACUUGGCAAGCUUGGCCAUCCAGAUGGAGAACUCAACUUGACCAGAGCAGCCGGAAAGCAUGGUGUUAUUCAAAUGAUCCCCACGCUUGCGUCUUGCGCAUUUGACGAGAUCGUUGAUGCCGCGGUCCCCGGGCAGGUCCAGUUCUUGCAGCUCUAUGUCAACCGUGACCGGGAGAUCACAAGAAAAUAUGUCCAACAUGCUGAGAAGCGUGGGGUGAAGGGCCUCUUUAUAACCGUCGACGCCCCUCAGCUUGGUCGCCGUGAGAAGGAUAUGCGCAUGAAAUUCGUUGACGAGUCUGGGGUCGCGAAAGUCCAAGAAAAUGAGGCCGGUGUCAAGAAGGACGAAGGUGUUGCCCGAGCCAUUUCUUCCUUCAUCGAUCCUUCCUUGUCGUGGAAGGACAUUCCCUGGUUCAAGAGCAUCACGAAUAUGCCCAUUGUCCUCAAGGGUGUUGCUACGCCCGAAGACGCGCUCAUGGCCUACGACUAUGGUCUUGCUGGAAUUGUCCUAUCAAAUCACGGUGGUCGUCAACUCGACACGGCUAGAUCCGGUGUCGAGAACCUGAUUGAGGUUGUUGCCGCUCUCAAGACCCGCGGUCCUUGGCCCAACCCUAAAUUCGAGGUCUUCGUCGACGGUGGUGUCCGGAGAGCUUCCGACGUCCUCAAGGCCAUCGCCCUCGGGGCAUCUGGCGUCGGCGUCGGUCGCGCAUUUAUGUACUCAUUCUGUGCCUAUGGACAGGACGGCGUUGAGAAGGCCUUCCAAAUCUUCCGGGAGGAACUGGAAAUGAACAUGCGCCUACUUGGCGCUCGUUCUAUAGAUGAGCUAACGCCCGAUAUGGUCGACGCAAGCGCUCUCCACUCGCACGUUGGCCUUACUCCACCAGAUAACCUGUUUAACUCUACAUAUCAACCCCUGGCCCUUGCCCAGUUCAAGACCAAGUUGUGAGACUCACGAGUCACGGCAUUGAGGUCCCGCAUAUGAGUUUUUGCGCAUAGCGUUUAUCUGUACUCUUGAUUCCUGUUUGGUUGCACUACUCAGUUAUAUAGCAUGAUACAGAUGUGAUGUUUUCACCAUAAGAUGUAUUUCUAUAUCCCAUACAAUCUGGAUUUUUGUCAUUGAAGGCAAUUCGAGGCAGUGAAGUUCGGGGGUGCUACUUCAACCUGU